This is a messenger RNA of Leptonychotes weddellii (Weddell seal), 1004 nucleotides long. Lineage: Eukaryota; Metazoa; Chordata; Mammalia; Carnivora; Phocidae. The record is from RefSeq and is a predicted model, not a curated record.
AUGAACGAGGGUCUCCCUACUGUGGGGUGGAGGGUGGGCAGGACUGCCCCCCUGGGGGUCCCCCACCUCCACCUCACCCUCCUCUUGUCCACAGUUGCAGGUGCUCUCAUUGCUGACUUCUUGUCUGGCCUGGUGCACUGGGGAGCUGACACCUGGGGCUCCGUGGAGCUGCCCAUCGUGGGGAAGGCUUUCAUUCGACCCUUCCGGGAGCAUCACAUCGACCCCACAGCCAUCACCCGACACGACUUCAUCGAGACCAACGGGGACAACUGCCUGCUGACAUUGCUGCCUCUGCUGAACAUGGCCUACACGUUCCACAGCCAGAGCCCCGAAGCCCUGGAGCAGCUGUACCCCUGGGAGUGCUUCAUCUUCUGCCUGAUCAUCUUCGGCACCUUCACCAACCAAAUCCACAAGUGGUCACACACGUACUUUGGGCUGCCACGCUGGGUCACCCUCCUGCAGGACUGGCAUGUCAUCCUGCCACGCAAACACCACCGCAUCCACCACGUCUCUCCCCACGAGACCUACUUCUGUAUCACCACAGGCUGGCUCAACUACCCUCUAGAGAAGAUAGGCUUCUGGCGACGCCUAGAGGACCUCAUCCAGGGCCUGACAGGCGAGAAGCCUCGGGCAGACGACAUGAAAUGGGCCCAGAAGAUCAAAUAACUCCUGGGAGCCUGCCACCUUAUUGCCAACCUUCCCCAGCCCCCCAAACCGAAGCCAUCUGCCAAAUUCCAGCCUCCUCGUGCUGGCCCCUCCAGGUGGGGAGGACGCCUCCUGGGCUGGGCCCAGGCACCCCCCAGCCCACCCCUCGUGACACAGAAUACUUGAGCCACUGAUUUUUCAUUUCCUUUUUUUCAUUUUCUUUCCUUGGCCCCUCCCCAGCCACCUGAGCUGCUCUUGUCUCCAAGCCUGACUCUGCAGAAAAAGGAGCCCCGCCCUGCUAGCCAUUCCUUGGGUAGAGGGAAAGCUCAUUCACUCCCUGCACUCCUCCAGCCCGCGCC